This is a messenger RNA of Pieris macdunnoughi, 1581 nucleotides long. Lineage: Eukaryota; Metazoa; Arthropoda; Insecta; Lepidoptera; Pieridae. The record is from the annotation of a GenBank genome assembly.
AUGGAGUUAGAUAAACGGACUCCUUUGAAGUUAAAAGUGAUUCAUUUUUUAAGAUUGAUUAUUGCUAAAGUAGCAAGAGUCUUCUUUAGUUUAUACUAUUACAAUGAUAGUAAGACAUUACCGCCUAUAACAAGUGAUAUCUUGAAAGAGCCAGCUAUCGAGGUGGCGAGGAAAAUCAGACAUAAAGAGAUUACAAGCAUGCAAGUUUUGGAAGCGUGUAUCAAGCGAAUAAAUGACGUCAAUUCACAGCUCAACUGCUUUGUAGAAAAUAGAUUUGAUAAAGCUUUAAAAGAAGCCAGGGAGGCCGACGAACUCGUGCGCAACGGAACUAAAACCCCGGAUCAAUUACUCCAAGAGAAGCCAUUCCUGGGCGUCCCCUUUACAACAAAAGACUGCAUAGGGGUAAAAGGUCUUCACCAAACUGCUGGCAUAGUAUCGAGACAGAAUUACAUAGCCGAAGAAGACGCUGACGUCAUCAGAUUAUUACGUAGCAAAGGUGCAAUUAUCAUUGGUCUUACAAACGUACCUGAGGUUUGCAUGUGGUGGGAGACCCACAACCAUAUUUUUGGUAGAACAAGCAACCCCUAUGACACUACCCGGAUUGUAGGUGGCUCAUCUGGCGGUGAGGGCGCAUUGCAAGCAGCUGCUGGUAGCAUCUUUGGAAUCGGUUCUGAUAUCGGCGGUUCAAUUCGUAUGCCAUCGUUUUUCAAUGGCAUAUUUGGUCACAAGCCAUCCCGUAACAUCGUAUCUAACAGUGGCCAGUAUCCAAAACCAGAUUCAGAUUUCAUUAAUUCCUUUUUAGGUGUUGGCCCUAUGACAAGGCAUGCAGUAGAUUUGAAACCAAUUCUGGAAAUAAUGGCAGCAGAUAACGCCAAUAAACUUAAAUUAAACGAGCCCGUUAGUGUGGGAAAACUCAAAGUUUACUAUCAGAUAAAUAAUAACGCACCACUUACUGAUCCAGUGGAUCCAGAUAUUGAAACGGCAAUGCUUAAAGUUGUAGAAUAUCUAAAUGUGAAACACAAAAUUGUUGCAGAAGAGAAAAAAAUAUCACUCCUGAGAAAAUCAAUGGCUAUCUGGUUCUCUAAUCUGAAAACUACAAAACAUUUCGGCUCUUACCUUAUGAAAGAUUGUGGAUAUUUGUCAAUAAUUAAGGAAAUUUUUAAAAAUAUCAUAGGAUGUUCUGAAAACACAUUAAUUGCCUUAUUUACAGCACUUAUUGAUUUGGGAGGGGUCAAAGUUGACAGUGAUAAGUAUAAAUCAUAUCUAAAGCUAAGAGAUGAAUUGGAGAAAGUGUUAAAGGAUAUGUUAGGAAAUGACGGAGUGUUUUUGUUUCCAACGCAUCCUACUCCGGCCUUGUAUCACAAUGAACCAAUAUUAAGGUCCAUGAAUUUCUCAUAUACAGCUAUUAUUAACUGCCUGGGUUUUCCAGCAACUAAUAUCCCCUUAGGUUUAAGUCGAGAAGGCUUACCAAUUGGUAUUCAGGUGAUUGCCAAUCAUAAUAACGAUAGACUAUGCCUUGCUUUUGCUGAAGAACUAGAUAAAGCGUUUGGAGGAUGGAUUGAACCUCAGAAUUCAACCUGA